Molecule: messenger RNA, 2159 nt
Organism: Prosopis cineraria
Lineage: Eukaryota; Viridiplantae; Streptophyta; Magnoliopsida; Fabales; Fabaceae
Product: laccase-15-like
Exons: 6
Coding region: 146-1903 (585 amino acids)
Biological process (GO): lignin catabolic process
Cellular component (GO): apoplast
Molecular function (GO): hydroquinone:oxygen oxidoreductase activity; copper ion binding
Source: RefSeq, a predicted model, not a curated record
CAAACAUAUCCACUUAUAUCAAGCCUUUCCUCAAGAAAGAGACAUAUAUCAAGCUUUUCUCUUCAAGCUCCCAACAUAAGCAUUGAUCAGCAGGACGAGAGCAAUUUCUUGAAGCGACAAAUAGCAUCAUAAAAAUUACUGAUCUAUGGAGACCAACUCUUCAAGAGUUUCCAUGAAAAUUUCAGUAACAUUCCUCUUACAAAUAUUAGGAGUUUUGUUCCUCAACAACCUCCUCGUUUCUCAUGCACUAAGGCAUUAUACUUUUGAGGUGAAAGAAGCAUGUUACACAAGACUUUGUAGCUCCAAGAACAUAUUGACAGUAAAUGGGCAAUUUCCAGGACCAACCUUGUACGUUACCAAAGGCGAAACCAUAAUUGUUGAUGUCUACAACCGAGCCAACGAGAGCAUCACCAUCCACUGGCAUGGAGUGAACCAACCAAGAUAUCCAUGGUCAGACGGCCCCGAAUUUAUCACUCAAUGUCCCAUAAAACCAGGUCACAAGUUUAGCCAGAAGGUCAUAUUCUCUGAAGAGGAAGGCACUCUGUGGUGGCACGCUCACAGUGACUAUUCUCGAGCCACAGUUCAUGGCGCUAUUGUCAUCAAGCCUAAGCCAGGAACUACCUAUCCAUUCUCGAAACCUCAUGCAGAAGUUCCCAUUAUAUUGGGAGAAUGGUGGAAACAAGAUAUUGUUCAGGUUUACAAUGACUUUCGUAGAAGUGGAGGAGACCCCGUGUUGUCUGAUGCUUACACCAUUAAUGGCCAACCUGGUGACCUUUACCCAUGCUCAAAUUCUGAAACAUUCAAGCUGAACGUUCGACAUGGCAAAACCUACCUCCUUCGAAUUGUCAAUGCUGCACUGGAACAAGUCCUAUUCUUUGGCAUUGCAUACCAUAAACUGACAGUGGUAGGGACAGAUGGAAGCUACAUCAAGCCAGUGGAAACAGAUUACAUCACUAUCUCACCUGGUCAAACUAUGGAUGUCUUGCUUGAAGCAAACCAACCAAUAGGUCGCUACUACAUGGCUGCUAAGGCUUAUUCCAGUUCUGCUAAUAAUGUCUCAUUUAACCCCUCAAACACCACUGCUAUCCUUCAAUACAAACGAAGCAGGUACAUUUCAACCUCACCAGUCCCUUCCAUGCCCUUGCUUCCAAACUCAAACGACACUGUUGCCUCCACCAAGCUCUUGAGCCAGUUUAGAAGCUUAGCAGACAAGAAUCACCCCAUUGAUGUGCCAUUAGAAAUAAGCACCAGGCUUUUCUACACAGUCUCUGUCAACACGUUACCAUGUCAGAAUGGUUCAACAUGCACCGACAAUAUAAACUUAGCAGACAGUAAUCCGGAUCGUCUCGCUGCUAGUAUGAACAAUAUAAGCUUCAAAUUGCCUGCUGGUGCUAACAUUUUGCAGGCUUAUUAUAACAACGUUAGUGGUGUUUAUGGAGACAAGUUUCCUGACACACCGCCGUUGAAGUUUGAUUUUACAGGCAAUGAUUUGCCUCAAUUCUUGUGGACUCCAUCGGUGGACACGGAGGUGAAGGUGCUUGAGUAUGGGUCCACGGUGGAGCUUGUUCUUCAGGGAACUAAUGUGCUUGCCGGAACAGAACAUCCUAUUCACUUGCAUGGAUAUAGUUUCUAUGUGGUGGGUUGGGGAUUUGGGAAUUUUGAUAAAGACAAGGAUCCUUGGAAUUACAAUCUUGUUGAUCCUCCAUUUCAAAAUACUGUGACCAUACCCAAAAAUGGCUGGGUCACCAUAAGAUUCACCGCUAAAAAUCCAGGUGUAUGGUUCAUGCAUUGUCAUUUAGAGCGUCAUGUGACGUGGGGAAUGGCUAUGACUUUCAUCGUGAAGAAUGGUAACAAUCCAGACGAACAGAUGCUACCACCGCCACUGGACAAGCCCAAAUGUUGAUUUCAAUUUCCCAAGGAUAUAGACCAUGGAAAUUCGUUUAACAUAUUCUUGUAUUCUUUUUAUUCAUAAUCUCUUCAUUCAUUCUUUUGUUCUUUAUUAAUUGUAUAAUUUUCAGUGUCUUGUAUGAUGCUUGUCUUUUUUGAAUAGUUUGAAAUAAAAUCAUUGCUCCGUAUUUUUAUGUUAAGAAAAGGAAAGUAGCUGGCGAGAAUGUACAGUUUUUCUUUUUAAGAUAUUCUUGUAUUGUUUUUGUUCAUAA